AUGACCGAAAAAUUAAAGGAGCGCCAGGGCAUGGGCGAAAAGAGGAAGCGUAGUAAAGAGAAGAGCACAGAGAGGGGCAAGACAACGAGAGUCAAGAAGGUGAAGGUCAAGAAGGAGGCGGCCACGAGUUCGGCUCCAGACGGAUAUAUGAAGCCCGAACCUGCACACAGUACUGACCCGCCUGAGCCUGAUCUUGAGACCGAAUCGGAAUAUGAGGAAGAAGGCACUUCAUCCGGAUCCGAUCCGGAGCCCAAAUUUGCAUCCCAAGAGGAGGACGCUGCACCAGAUUCUGAACCCGAGUCGAUCACCACCCCAUUUGAGUCUCCGCCACUGGUACCACGUAUAAACAGCGAGCUACCGCAGACAGAAUUGCUAAUCUCUGGCGAGGGUAGAUGUAACCGCUCGAAGCGCGCACUCUCCAUGCUCGAAGGUGUAUCACUGGAGGAGCUUCGGUAUAUCUGGCAAGAGCUCUGCGAUGGAAAGGAUCGGAUGACAAUUAACGAAAAGUACGGGUGCUUUGAUGUCAAAGGCUCAGCUAUCAAGCCGGGUGGGCCGUAUGCUGCUGGAGCCGAAUGGCACAAGCAGCAACAGUCUGAGACGCUCACCAAGAUGAAGAUUCAUAGCGAUGACUACUCAGGCCACCUGAUUGUAUCAGUUGCCAUCCUGUCACAUUCCGCAGGCUUCUCUCGCGACACCAGUCUGGCCCGAUUUGGCAGCAGCCGCAGCAGGAGCCUGCCAGAACUCGAGCGAGCUGGGUUUCAAGACUGA
Linderina pennispora is the source of this 768-nucleotide messenger RNA. RefSeq lists its product as uncharacterized. The coding region runs from base 1 to 768 and encodes 255 amino acids. NCBI's taxonomy places the organism in Eukaryota, Fungi, Kickxellomycota, Kickxellomycetes, Kickxellales, Kickxellaceae. The record is from RefSeq and is a predicted model, not a curated record. The transcript has 4 exons.